Messenger RNA from Haplochromis burtoni (Burton's mouthbrooder), 1074 nucleotides. Its product is annotated as butyrophilin subfamily 3 member A3. The record is from RefSeq and is a predicted model, not a curated record. Lineage: Eukaryota; Metazoa; Chordata; Actinopteri; Cichliformes; Cichlidae. Bases 61 to 1059 code for a protein of 332 amino acids. The transcript is spliced from 6 exons.
UUUUCUUUCACAGUAAUUCAGUGAGUUGCAGAGAGAGAGCACAGUCAACAGAGCUGCAGGAUGGCUCAUCAGCAGAACGGACUGUUUCCUCAAUCACUGCUCAAAGCUUUCAGUGUUCUGAUCUUCCACAUUCUCCUAAAGGAUGUCUGCAAUGGUCAGCCUCAGUUGAUUGGUCUAUCUCAGGUCCUGGUGGCAAGAGCUGGUGAUGAUGUAAUUUUGCCAUGUCAUCUGGAACCUGCAUACGAUGUUUCUGCAAAGACACUGGAGUGGACAAGAUCUUCCCUUGACCCUAGAUUUGUCUACGUUUCACGUGCCAGUCAGGAACUCGAAAAAUUAAAAAAUCCUUCUUUCAAAGGAAGGACGUCAUUGUUUGUUGAUGAACUCAAGUAUGGAAAUAUUUCACUGAAAAUCUCCAAAGUGAAAUUUACCGAUACAGGGACAUACAAAUGCUAUAUUCCAGAUUUGGAAAAAGAAGCUUUAGUCGAGCUAGUUGUUGCAUCAGAUGCUGCCACCUCACCUAUCAUCAGUUUAUCAGGGAUUGACAAAAACAGAGGAGGAGUGGUGUUACAGUGUGAGUCUGCAGGCUGGUAUCCAGAGCCUGAGCUGCUGUGGUUGGACGGUGAGGGAAACCUCCUCUCUGCUGGACCUACAGAGACCCUCAGAGGUCCUGAUGACCUCUAUACUGUCAGCAGCAGAGUGACUGUGGAGAAGAGACACAGCAACAACAUCACCUGCAGAGUCCAACAGAAGCAAAUCAGCAAAAGCAGAGAGACACACAGACAUGUUCCAGAGGAUUUCUUUGAGAUCCCGUCCAGUUCUUCCUCUGUCAUCAUCGUUUUGGCUGUUAGUUUGGCUCUUUGCAUCAUGUUGUUAAUUUUAUCAGCUGUUGUUCUUUUAUGUAGAAAGAGGAAAAGCUUGAUGAACACCAACAGAAGGACAAGAGAUCACCCUGGUGGGGGAGAUGCUGAGGAUCCUCUGAUGACAACAGAGGCAGAGAAACAAAAUACGAGUAGCUCAUCUACCAAAACUAAGAAGCAGACUUCAUACGUGAGUAGAUGAACAUGAAUAAGUUAA